AUGGGCGACGGCUCUGACUAUCCUAGCCCUCGAAGUGAAGCUCCUCACGGAGUUAAUGCUGCCUCGGUUCUAGCUUCUGCUCAAGAGUCUCUUUCAAUUGCCAGAAUGAAUGAGCAGCAACCCUCUCUCGCCUACAUCGAGGGCGCGCGCCCGCGCCUCUCCGUGCGGCGCGCUCGUGAUCCUCCCAAGAACGCCGACGGCCAGAUCUACUGCGACCAUCUGGAUUGCCAGGAACAUCCCCCUAUCUUCCGCCGUCCCUGUGAAUGGAACAAACAUAUGGAUAAACAUGACCGUCCCUACAAGUGCUACGAACCAGGAUGCGACAAAGUGCAAGGAUUCACCUAUUCAGGUGGUCUUCUGCGUCACCAACGCGAAGUACACAAGAAGAACACGGACGCCAAGAAGCCUCUGAUGUGCCCUUAUGCCGACUGCAACCGAAGCACUGGGAAUGGAUUUACUCGUCAAGAAAACCUCAGGGAGCACUUGCGCCGGCGACACAUGCAUACAGAUGAUGGGGGUGUUCCUUCGAUUAUGGUUGACAUGCCUUGGGAACGAGCUAAUGAACUGGAAGGCCUGCCUGGAACUGAGGAGAAUGGUGACAUCCACAACGAAGUCAAACGACUGCGACUGGAAGUCCAAGAGAAGGAUCGUCGUCUGGAGGAACUUGAGCGCAUUGUCGCCGGGCUCCAGCAGGCCAUUCCCCAACCACCCCAGCCGGAUGUCGACAGCCCGUCUCUCGUCCAGGCAAUUCCUUCUGGACUGCCUCCAGCGGCCUCUCAAGUUUAA
Messenger RNA from Penicillium chermesinum, 786 nucleotides. RefSeq names its product putative C2H2 transcription factor. Gene Ontology annotation, cellular component: nucleus. Gene Ontology annotation, biological process: regulation of transcription by RNA polymerase II. Lineage: Eukaryota; Fungi; Ascomycota; Eurotiomycetes; Eurotiales; Aspergillaceae. Bases 1 to 786 code for a protein of 261 amino acids. The record is from RefSeq and is a predicted model, not a curated record. The transcript is spliced from 3 exons.